Messenger RNA from Phacochoerus africanus (Common warthog), 1140 nucleotides. It is a transcript of the gene B3GNT6, whose product is annotated as UDP-GlcNAc:betaGal beta-1,3-N-acetylglucosaminyltransferase 6. The coding region runs from base 1 to 1140 and encodes 379 amino acids. The record is from RefSeq and is a predicted model, not a curated record. The transcript has a single exon. NCBI's taxonomy places the organism in Eukaryota, Metazoa, Chordata, Mammalia, Artiodactyla, Suidae. Gene Ontology annotation, molecular function: hexosyltransferase activity. Gene Ontology annotation, cellular component: membrane.
AUGGCUUUUCCUCGCCGCCAUUCCAUGAAAACGAAGAACCUGACCUGCCUUCUGGUGGGUGUGAAUUUCUUGGUCCUGUAUCUGUGGUUCCUCCAAGCCCCCAGGUCCCAGCAGGAAAGGAUGUGGGCUGGCUCCUCGCAAGCUGACCGUGUGACCCCUGAUGCCGCACCGCGGUCCAGCCCAGGGCCCCGGUGCGUGGCCAACACCUCGGCAAACGGCACGGCCGACUUCGAGCAGCUGCCCGCGCGCAUCCAAGACUUCCUGCGCUACCGCCACUGCCGCCACUUCCCUCUGCUCUGGGACGCGCCGGCCAAGUGCGCGGGCAGCCACGGGGCCUUCCUGCUGCUGGCCGUCAAGUCGUCGCCCGCCAACUACGAGCGGCGGGACCUCAUCCGCCGCACGUGGGGGCAGGAGCGCAGCUAUGCGGGGCGGCAGGUGCGCCGCCUCUUCCUCCUGGGCACCGCCGCGCCCGAGGACGCCGAGCGCGCCGAGCGGCUGGAGGCGCUGGUGGCGCUGGAGGCGCGCGAGCACGGCGACGUGCUGCAGUGGGCCUUCGCCGACACCUUCCUCAACCUCACGCUCAAGCACGUGCACCUGCUCGACUGGCUGGAGGCCCGCUGCUCGCGCGUGCACUUCCUGCUCAGCGGUGACGACGACGUCUUCGUGCACACUGCAAACGUGGUCCGUUUCCUGGAGGGGCAGCCGCCCAACCGCCACCUCUUCGUCGGGCAGCUCAUGAGCGGCUCGGUGCCCAUCCGCGACAGCGGGAGCAAGUACUUCGUGCCCCCGCAGCUCUUUGCCGGACCAGCUUACCCCACGUACUGCAGCGGCGGCGGCUUCCUCAUGUCCAGUCGUACCAUCCAGGCCGUGCGCAAGGCCGCCCGCCUGACCCCGCUCUUCCCCAUCGACGACGCUUACAUGGGUAUGUGUCUGGAUCGUGCUGGCCUGGAGCCCAGCGGCCACGAGGGCAUCCGGCCGUUCGGUGUGCAGCUGCCCGGAGCCAGGCAGCCCUCCUUCGACCCCUGUGUGUACCGCGAACUGCUGCUCGUGCACCGCUUCGCGCCGUAUGAGAUGCUUCUCAUGUGGAAGGCGCUGCAUGACCCCGGGCUGACCUGUGACCGGCGGCGCAGGGUCUCCUGA